Molecule: messenger RNA, 12042 nt
Organism: Macrosteles quadrilineatus (aster leafhopper)
Lineage: Eukaryota; Metazoa; Arthropoda; Insecta; Hemiptera; Cicadellidae
Product: huntingtin-like
Exons: 71
Coding region: 294-9869 (3191 amino acids)
Cellular component (GO): cytoplasm; nucleus
Source: RefSeq, a predicted model, not a curated record
UUUUAGUAUGAGAUGAGCUGUCUGCACUGCAGAGCAGAAGCAGUGUUGUUAAUACUUUUACUCCUAGGCUAGUGGAAUUUCUGUGCUAAACUGAUGUUCACUUAUCUGUCUCGCGAUUUAUACACCUGAUAGGAUUUCAUUUAUGUUCACUAAAAAAUUUUGGCUCAUUACAUUGUUAAGAUUUAUUCAUUUGAUGGAUAAUGUUUAGGCCUAGGUAGUUAAAAAUUUAAACCUCAGUAGGCCCUAGUCCUAUUGAGUCUCUAAGAGUGAGUGUAGGUCCUUUACCUUCAACAAUGGGAACUCUUGACAAACUUGUCAAAGCUUUGGAAGCUCUUAAAAUAAGUAAAGAACCUCCAUCAACUAUAGAAGAUGAAACACUUGUAAGAAGGAAGAAGAAAGUAGAAUUAUGCAAUUUUGUAGCAGAUACCAUGUGUUCUCCAAAUGUCAAAGGGGCUGCAAACUUUCCGUCGUUACUGUCAUUCUCCAUGGAGACGCUGUUGCAACUCUGUGAUGAUUCAGAUUCUAACAUUCGUUUGGUGGCUGAUGAAAGCCUCAAUAGGAUCAUCAGGGCUAUGAUGGACAACAACAUAGUCAAGGUGCAUGUUGAGCUACACAAGGAGAUUAAGAAGAAUGGAAGUGUUCGCUCCUUGCGUGCUGCACUUUGGAGAUUUGCUCAGCUGGCUCAUAUGAUAAGGCCCCAAAAAGGCAAGGCCUAUAUCCAGAACCUAGUGCCUAGCCUGAUAGAGAUUGCCAAACGUAGAGAGGAACCUGUGCUAGAGACUCUAGCUGCAUCCCUGCCUAGAAUACUGUCUGCUCUGGGCAACUUCACAACGGAUAACAACAUCAGGGAUCUUUUGAAGAGUUUGUUGGUCAACCUGAGUAGUGAUAUCACGGUAGUUCGCCGAACUGCAGCUACUAGUAUUGUCAGUGUUUGCCUCCACAGCCGCAAACCAAGUGUCUUCUUCUCAUACACUCUCAAUUCCUUGUUGGAUGGUAUUGUACCAGUCAAGGAGGGGGAGGAGUUGACUGUACAGGGAACACUAAACUGUGUGAGACUGCUACUACCACAUCUGACCCAGGCCACAGCUGGUGAUCAUGACUGUCUCUUUAGUGUUGAUAGGUUCAUACAAAUAUACGAGUUGUGUCUACACCUGAGUAGUCACCCGGACCACAACAUGGUGACUACAGCAUUAGAGACAUUACAUCAGUUGUUGACAUCAGCUCCUAGACAACUGUUGGACACUCUCCUGUCUCCUCAAGGCAUCAGCAGAUCCCACAUACACACCCAGGCUGCUGAUACUGAAAAACUGUCUCGCAGAUCACUCAGUGAGAUGAGUGUGGCCUCAGUGACAGCAGAUUCUCCUCUGCUGGAUACACAAGAGGAGAUAAUACAAGAUGGCAGACUGGUGCAAUGGAUACACUCCUCCUCCACCUCCUCCCAGAUAGACUCAGCCUCAGAAGAAAGUGAUACAGAGAAUAUAGGAAGUAGGAGAGAAGUUUUACCAAUUCUAGUUGGACCUUCUAUAGAGCGAGCUCCUAGUCUAGAAGCAGAUAUGUUGUUGGCUCGAGACACACCUUCGCCAGAAGCUACAGAUAAUCAACAAAGUCAAUCAGUCGCUAAUGUUCAGGUGUGGGAGGUAGGGUCUACACUAGAUGCUGGCCAGCCAGCUCUAUUACACUGUUGUCGUCGUCUAGUCACAGGGUUCCUGCUACCAGAGGGCAAUUCAGGGCCCAGAAUGCGUGUCAGUGUUAGAGCCUUGGCGUUACAAUGUCUAACUCAGUUAGUCCGUGUACAACCGUCUUUCUUCUUCUGCACUAUUGAUGUCAACAGCCAAGCUACCGCUGAUGGUUUUUCUCAUGUGAGUGAUGUGUUGUGCUUUGCGACCCACUCUGACCAGCAGUUGAGGGGUUUGUGUUGUGUUCUGGUUGGAACAUUUAUCUGCUCUUCAAUCACCACUGCUGCUACAACGUUUGAUCAGUGGGUCAACACUUGUCAACCGACCAAACCAGUCACCCUCCCCUCCCUAGUGUCACUUCUAACCACGGGUCUACAGGACGAGUCCUCCACAUGUGUGAGGCAUGCUCUGACCAGCCUCUGUGUCUGUCUAGGACCUCUGUUGUGUAGUCAUGACCACCAGACUGCUCUACCUAUACUGCCUGCACUACUGAGAGUGGCAGACAACUCUUACUGGCUGGUCAAGGUGAAACUACUGGAACUGCUGGGAUAUUUGUCGUACCUGCAUAUCCACCAUGUGACAGGCAACAGUGAGUUCCAGUCCCAGGUGCUGCACUCUGUCAUGUUGGCACUGCUUGGGGACGAGGAUGCUCGAGUCAGGAAAGCUGCCUCUGAAGCAAUCACUAGAGCAUGUGAAAACAUGUUUCACCCGGUGGACUGGAACAGACUGGACAUUGUUAACUGUGCUGCGGCCUGUCUCAGAGACAUCUACCUCACUGGGCUGUUUGAUAGAGACUGUGAAAAGGCUGUGAGUUCUUCUGUAGAAGGUUCUUUAUCACGUGUUAUUUAUCUUCUUUCAAGACAACUACUACAAUCUUCCUCGAAACACCUAACGGCGGGGUGUUGUGAAGCUCUUAGCUCAUUGGCUGACAAGUUCCCCCCCUCCACCUACCCCAAGGCGUGGCACUGCUAUCUGAAGCAUCUCGCCUCUGAUACCAAGUCCUCUGUAAGUGCCUCAGGUCUUUUAGGUGUUCUAGUGGCAAUGUUAACUGCCUCACCUCUCUCUCUUGACCUGGACGUCCACAACUGGCUGCUACUGCUGGCUGCCAGUAUCUAUACUGGAUUAGCAACCAUGGGAUUAAAAGAAAAAGAAUUAAAUGAGAAAAUGGAAAACAAACAGUUGUGGAGUCACUUUCAAGACCCAAAGAUGGCUGGCUUAAGUGAGUCACUUCUGCAACACCUUGUGCGUAUGUUGUGUGUGUUUGUGAGAGUUCUGGAGGAAGCUCCUGGACCUAAGAACACCAACCCAUCACCAGUCAAGCGGCGACCUACACGCUCCUCCUCCCCAGCCAAGCUCACCCCCUCUACAGGUGAGAAAGACGCUGGGAAGGAAGAGAAAGGAAAGUUUGGUAAUUUCACCCAUCUUCCUCACUACAGCAAACUUUUUGAUAACCUACGAUCUGCUUAUACCAAUCACAAGACGCAGCUGGAAUGUGGUGACAAGAUGGCAGGACUGCUAGGCUCAGUACUACUUUGUAUCAGUCAAGUCUUGGAAUUCUCAACCCUGGCUGAGACAGGCAGGUGUGCUGAGGAACUCUUGCUAUAUUUACGAGUUGUUGUUUCAUUGGAACCAACCGCAAGUGUUGCUACGGUGCAACAGCUGUUGAAGAGUCUGUUUGGGUCCAACCGUGUAGCAGCUUGGGAGGAGGAAGGGAAGAUGUCCCUGCCUGAGCAACACUCUCCCUCCCAUUGCAACACCACCACCAACACACUGGGCUUCUAUGAUCUCAUACUUCACAGGUUUCUUCAACAAAACACAUCACCUACAGAGUCUGACAUCCUGCCUAACAACAACGAGAAAGAAGCUUGGAACCAAAGAAAGACAGUUUCCAUCAUCAAGGGUCUGAUGAAGAGUUCUGAUCGCCAUGCACUAGCCUCUUACAUCCGCCUGUUUGAGCCCAUGGUCAUACAAGCACUGAAGCAAUACACAGUAACCAACAAUGUGAGGCUCCAGGUGGCUGUUCUAUCUCUUCUGACUCAACUAGUCCAGCUGAGAGUCAACUAUUGUCUUCUGGACUCUGACCAAAUAUUCAUCGAGUUUGUGUUGAAACAGUUUGAGUUUUUGGAAGCUGGUCAAAUCAACCAAGCUGAGGUUUUAACCCCCAAGAUGUUUGAGUUUCUGGUGCAUCUGUCUUAUGAGAAGAAUCACUCUAAGCCAGUGAUUGGAGUGGCCAAGGUGAUACAACUCUGUGAUGGCCUCAUGGCCAGUGGGCAGGACCCUCUCACCCACUGUAUCCCAGCCCUGGCGCCCAUAGUAGAGCAUGUAUUUACAGCUACAAGCUCCACUAGUGUCUGGCAAGUCAAAACUCAGAGGGACGUAGUAAUUGCCAUGCUGCUCAGACUAGCUGAAUAUCCUCAGGUGCUGAGUUUGCUGAGUCAGAUCUUGAUAGCUGAGCGAGGUGGGGAGGAGAGCAAGCGUUGGUCUCACCAGACUGCCGAUGUGCUGAUGCCACUUCUGGCGCAGGGAAGAGUCAGACUAGACUCAGCUGAAGCUAUUGUUGCCUUGCUGAAUCUUCUCAAUAGUUUGCUACCUCGCACACUCAGUCCGCCUGAUCCUGUAUUGCGGGUUCUGUUUACCUCACAACUUUUUGAGAUAGAGUACAGCAGCCGCAGCCUAAGCACAAUGUUGGCGAUGCUGUUGUACAUCAUAGGUAGAGAUGAGGAGGACAGUUUUUUGGCUAGACUGGAGGAUCUGAAGCUGUGUGUGCGUGAACAGAGUGAUGAUCCUCUCAAUGCUACAGCCGCUAACCUCAACGACCCACCUCAGACUGUCUUUGCCAGAUUGCUGCUCAGAACAUUGCUGUGCCUUACCACUCAGUUACACUCAGCCACCUUCUGUUCCUAUGGAGACCCAUCUUCAGCCUCCUACCUACAAUACUUGCUGGCCCACUUCUUGCUCUGUUGCUGUCAUUUGCUUAAAUCAAGUAGUCAUCAGGUUAUUGCAGCAGGGUUAGUAGCACUAAUGGCACAAACAGAGGCCGCCAACAUAACUCAGCUGAGUAAGAUGUUUGUCAGUCUGGCACCACGAUGUCCUCUAGUAGUGGUACUUUGGUGUCGUCUACUAGCCUUCGCUGGUAUUGGACAUUGUGAUAAAGCUUUCUGGUCUACGCUUGUUGGAAUAAACAGUGUGGACAUCAAUAACUUCAAACAUUCAUGUUUGAAUUUGGACGUGGUUCACAGAGGCAGCCUUAUCGUGUUUUGCGAUUUUAUUGCAAGCUCAGCUAGGCUUGUAGAGGACAGCGCCUGGCUGCUUGGACGUCAUUUCCCUUCGUUGUUGUCUCUGUAUACAGAGCCCCCCGUGUAUGAGUUGCUUGAAGCCUGUAAGAACAAUCCUGCCACUGCUGGACUACUGCUACCCCCACUGGCAACUGUCGCUGCCAACAACCCUACUCCAUGGCUAGUCAGCAAGAUCCUGGACCUACUGUUCUCUGUCAGUCUGGAUGACUCAGGCUCCGUGCUGACUAUACUCACCAUGCUGCUGCAACAUCCUCACCUAGUGCUGGCCCGGCGUGCUUCAGCACUCGCCUGCUCGAGAGUAGAAUAUCUUCUGAUCUUGGAGAGAGAAGAGGUUGUGAAAAUGUUGGAUCAUGAUGAUCUGCUUAACUUAUUGAGACUGAUAACUACCAAAAACUCACGAUUGGCUACCAAACACAGUGGACUGGUCAGUUUGCUCAACAAGUUAGCGACCACUCACUACGACAUGACUCUUCCAUGUGAACAGGGCCGCAAUGUCAACACUACCAACAUCCAGUCCAUCUGCCUGGACAAGGCUUGGUUCCUUACUCAAGUGCGACUGAGGUGUUGUCAGGUGGAGAGUGCUCAGCAAUGCAGCCAACUGCUGAGUCAGCUGGACUAUGACGACAUUGUGUCUGUAAUGAGAUGCCAGCAAUUUAACAACUGCAUUUUGCAACACUGUUUCAUCCUUGGAACUCAACUUACAAUGCAGGAGCGCAAGACACCCAAGACAUUGAGUGAGCAUCUGUCUCCUCUACACCUUGCUGCCAGGACCACUCUACUGCAGCAUCUACACCAUCUACACACUCUCCUACCCAGGGUGCACCAGGUGUACAGUCCAGUGGGAAGGCUGGCAUUCCCCAAGGAGACCAAGUACACGGAGAGGCUGAAUGAGCUGUUUGGUGACGCAAAGUUUGUGGACACUCUAGUGAAGUUGGUGCCAGCGGUAGUGGCAUAUCUGGCGUCCACCAGAACCACAGGCUGUGAUCCCUCACCUGCAGCUCAAGACCUGGUUACCUUCGGUGUCCUCUGUACUGAGGUAGUACAUUGGAUGUUGAGAAAGUCAUCUCAGUGCCCUAGCCUCAUCAACAACUGCCUGGAAUGUGCUGUAGAUGUGCUGCAACUGGAGGAGGUGUCUGGAUUGUUGUUUAAGUAUUCACAUGUAGUACAUUGGAUGUUGAGAAAGUCAUCUCAGUGCCCUAGCCUCAUCAACAACUGCCUGGAAUGUGCUGUAGAUGUGCUGCAACUGGAGGAGGUGUCUGGAUUGUUGUUUAAGUAUUCACAUGUAGUACAUUGGAUGUUGAGAAAGUCAUCUCAGUGCCCUAGCCUCAUCCAUAACUGCCUGGAAUGUGCUGUAGAUGUGCUGCAACUGGAAAAGGUUCCUGGAUUGUUGUCUGUUACCCACUUGGGUUCUCUGACCUCUGCUUUGGCUCGCCUUGUCUAUUUUUCUACUCGGAACAACCUUAUCAUGCCUAGGCAACAAGGAAAUUCACAACUUGAUUUCAUGGUAAGGAUUGAAGAUGGCAAUAACUUUACUUUACCAAAGCCUAACCAAGGAAAUUAUUUAAACGGUGAAGAUGAAGAUAAUUCCCCUGAAGUAGAGACUGUAGUCGUGUCUCACACGUGUCUCCAGGUAGCAGCUCUAGUCUCAUGGCUGGAGAAUGUUCCACAGCCACUGUCUCACAUACCACCCUUCAUCAUCAACUCCAUCAGAGGCAUGGUACAAAGUGUCAGUAGAUGUCCCCCAGUGUUGUGGCACAGUGUGACCCCACCUGAUGCUUGGCCUCCUACAUCCACAGCUGCUACACCACCUGCUCCUCCACCUCCACCUCCACCUCUUCAUGACAUUGAUUUGCUAAGACAGCAAGUGUUCAGGAUAUCAUUGGUAGGAUGGACCAGUCGUACACAGUUUGAGGAAACUUGGAUGUCUCUACUGACUGUGCUUAGUGCCAGUCCUAGCCCUGACUCUGACCAGGAUGAGAUACAAGCCAUCAUGCAGGGAAGCAGUGUAGCUGUACAGGCCAUCACCUCACUCCUAGUACAGACUCUACUGCAGCCAUCUGCAGGCAACCCCAACACUGGUAGAUUGAUGCACUCUUCCAGAGAUCUGCCUCUAAAUCUACCAGAACAAUGGGGAGGCAAGUUGGAGAUAGUAACAGAUGCUCUCUAUUGGAAACUUAGAGAAUGUCGGACACUUGUACCAACCAGUGUUAAAAUAAGCUGCUUACAUGAUCGAUGCAACAUUGAGAGGCUUCACAAUGUGCACAGGUAUGGCUACAGUCAAGUCUCUGUUAAUUUUUUGAAAACAGCAGUCAUGUCAGCAGAAGAAAGAGCUGCCUAUCCCUCAGUAAACUCUGACUAUGAAGAACAUUUGAGGAGGAUAUCAGAGAGUGGGCUGGACUUACACUCUUGUCUCCAGUUCCUCUUAGAUCUCUACUCACAGUGGACACAGCCCGAGGUGAGUGUUCCACUGAACCUGCUGGUGGAGGUGGUGAGGUCUACGGUGAUCUUGUCAGAUCUGUUCUCUGAGAGAUCUCACUGGGCUUGGCUGCUGGACCUCAGUCUGGAGCUGUCUCGCUCACAUACACCAGAAGACGAGAUCCUACAUCAGUACCUGCUUCUGGCUGCCUGCAAGUCUGCUGCUAUCCUGCCUGCUCUGGAGACAGAGGCCAGUGACAGAGUGUUGAGGCUGCUAGAGGCUGGACUCAAGGCUAACUUCUCAUCCACCAGGCUGGCGGCAGUCCAUGGUCUUCUGUACCUCUUGGAGAGCUUCUCUAGUUAUUACGAUGUUGCAGGAGACAGAGGCCAGAGACAGAGGCCAGUGACAGUGUUGAGGCUGCUAGAGGCUGGACUCAAGGCUAACUUCUCAUCCACCAGGCUGGCAGCAGUUCAUGGUCUUAUGAGACAGAGGCCAGUGACAGUGUUGAGGCUGCUAGAGGCUGGACUCAAGGCUAACUUCUCAUCCACCAGGCUGGCAGCAGUUCAUGGUCUUAUGAGACUGAGGCCAGUGACAGUGUUGAGGCUGCUAGAGGCUGGACUCAAGGCUAACUUCUCAUCCACCAGGCUGGCAGCAGUUCAUGGUCUUAUGAGACAGAGGCCAGUGACAGUGUUGAGGCUGCUAGAGGCUGGACUCAAGGCUAACUUCUCAUCCACCAGGCUGGCGGCAGUCCAUGGUCUUCUGAGACAGAGGCCAGUGACAGUGUUGAGGCUGCUAGAGGCUGGACUCAAGGCUAACUUCUCAUCCACCAGGCUGGCGGCAGUCCAUGGUCUUCUGAGACAGAGGCCAGUGACAGUGUUGAGGCUGCUAGAGGCUGGACUCAAGGCUAACUUCUCAUCCACCAGGCUGGCGGCAGUCCAUGGUCUUCUGAGACAGAGGCCAGUGACAGUGUUGAGGCUGCUAGAGGCUGGACUCAAGGCUAACUUCUCAUCCACCGGGCUGGCGGCAGUCCAUGGUCUUCUGAGACAGAGGCCAGUGACAGUGUUGAGGCUGCUAGAGGCUGGACUCAAGGCUAACUUCUCAUCCACCAGGCUGGCGGCAGUCCAUGGUCUUCUGAGACAGAGGCCAGUGACAGUGUUGAGGCUGCUAGAGGCUGGACUCAAGGCUAACUUCUCAUCCACCAGGCUGGCAGCAGUUCAUGGUCUUAUGUACCUCUUGGAGAGUUUCUCUAGUUAUUACGAUGAGACUGAGGCCAGUGACAGAGUGUUGAGGCUGCUAGAGGCUGGACUCAAGGCUAACUUCUCAUCCACCGGGCUGGCAGCAGAGACUGAGGCCAGUGACAGAGUGUUGAGGCUGCUAGAGGCUGGACUCAAGGCUAACUUCUCAUCCACCAGGCUGGCAGCAGUUCAUGGUCUUAUGUACCUCUUGGAGAGCUUCAUUCAUGUAAAGACUGAGGAAAACGUUAGUGAAACUCCCAGCAAAGUGCCAGAUACAAGGCAAAGACUUCUAUCCAUGGCAAAAGAGUUUAUCAACAAGCACUUUACUACCGAGUCUUCCACUCUACACAGUGAGGACAGCCAGCUAGUGGUGUAUAGUCUGGUGUUUUAUUUAAUGGAACACUCACCAAAUGAUUUACCUUCAGAAGUACAGUCACAUCUGCUACAACUGGUCAUCUCCACAUCCUCUGGAAGACAGAUAGUUCUUUAUCAGGCACUUAUGCAGGGAGUAAGUAGAUUGGUGUUGGCCCAAGUGCCAGGGCUAUUGGAGCCUGUUACGAGGCUAGCUAUGGACAGACUCAACCAAUCAGAUCCUGCAGUGUCUCUGCUUGCUUUGAGGCUACUUCUCAUCUGCAUGUAUAGUGGAGAUUACAGCAGAAUGAGGGGACAAGAGGAUUUUGUAGAUCCUGAGCAGCUUGUGGCGACCAUGGAGAAAACCUCUGCUUUGUUUGAUAGAGUUAAAAAGGGAAGUCCUUCAGAGGUAGAAUGUGUGUGUGCAGUUCUUCCGUACCUACUUGCUGACUUCUUCCCUGCUUCAGAAAUGUUGACCAAAGUCAUAGGAGAAUUUCUUUCACCUCAGCAACCCAACCACAGACACCUAUCUGCUGUUGUUUUUCAGGUGUUAUCACAGGCAUGCAGAGAGGACCAACUACCAUUGCUACAGGCGUGGUUGGUCAUGUCUCUUCAUAUCUUUACUCAGACUCUGCCUGUAGCCACAUCCACUUGGUGCCUUGCCUGCUUCUUCAUCAGUGCCUCCACUAACCCCUGGCUGAGAGCUAUAUUCCCUCAUGUUCAGUCACGGAUGGGUAAGUUCACUUAUGAAGACAGGAAGCUGCUUUGUAUUGCUGCCUCAGACUUCUACAGACAGCUGACUGAUGAUAAGCAAAAGGAAACAUUCUAUAGAACCUUUAAAGAAGCAGCAUCAACUCCACGGAGCCCUUUUGCUGAUGUGAUUGCAAGUCUAUAGUCAAAAAAUUGCAACAGAGUCAAAAUAACAGCUGAAAAAGGGUUGCAGCUUUAACACAUUUUUAAUGAAGACAUACAAACCCAAGACUCACAGUGAAGAGUUAAAUUCUCUUAAUUUUACACUGGUAAUGUUAUGUAGAAAUAAUUUGUUAUAUUUUUAUAAGUUAUUAUAUACUGUUAAUUAGUGUCAGGGUUAAUUGUUGUAUUGACUAGUGUGAUACGUUAAACUACAUUUGUUUUUAUUAAUGUAUAAGUUGAAUUUAUCAGCCAGUACCUUAGUCAUACGCUUUUUACAAUCCAAGUCUAGCCAAUGUAUAGUUUUGUUUUAUUUAUAUUUAUAUAUAGUCAUCAACAACCAAAGGUAUAUUACUUAAACUUGUCUACCUUAGACAUUCCGAUCUUUUUAUCAUUGCUUCCAGGAAAGUGUUAACUGCUAAGGUUGUAUGGAAAGUGUUGAUUAAGUGUUACUGUGGCUAUUAAUACAAUCUGAAUAGUUGGUUACCAUCACGAAUACUUGAACAGAACAAAUAUGUAUCAUAAACAUAAACAAAUGACUUUGCUGACCCGAAUCCUAUACUAAUAGCAUUAACAUAUGGUUUAGACAGUUCCAUUUAAGCAAUGUUAAAUAAUGUUUAUUUUCGGGCCAGGAACGUCAUUUGCUUAUGUUUAUGAUCCAUACCGGUUCUGUUCAAUUAUUCAUGGUUACUGUAGAACACAGAAAAACCACCUCACUAAAUAUCAAAUUGUUAGAGGAGUACAGUAAAAAUUUAAUUUUUCAAUUAAUUUUGUACUAAGAAUUCAUCUUUUAAAUUAAGAAAAUCCAAAAUCUGUAAUGUUAGGCCAUAAAAUAAAAAUAUUUUUCUAAAGGUUUUAUUAUCUGAACUCGGUGUGGUUUUCUCACAGAAAUAUAUAAUAAUGGAUAUCACAAAAGCAUUGAAAGAGUUUGUUAUGGCAUCUCCCUUAGUUAUAUUUCAUGUCAUUCUAUGUAAAUCCUAAUGUUUAAAAUUGUUGUCUAGCCUACAAGUUAAAUAUUUAGCUCUGUUCUUCCUUUAGUUAAGAAACAAUCAAUACAGACAGUGUUAGCACGAUCUGUACAUAACAAACAGAAACAAAGCCUACUAUAAUAUAGCCUACAGGUAAUGUAGGAUUUGGUUUAUGGUAUAGGCCUAGUAAAAGGCCUAAAAAAAUAGUCACUAGCCAAUGAAACAUGGUUGAAUAAAAAUUUAGAUUUUAAGACAUAAUGAGGAUUUUUGACUACAAUACAAGGACUUAAAUUUCUCAUCGAAAAAUCAAACCACAGAACACAUUUUGAAAACCUGAUACAGUUGCCGAUUUGUUUUUUUAAUCUUUAUGACAAUGCAAUUUCUUCAUAAUAUCCCUGAUAUAAAUAUAUAACUUUUUCAGAUUGAUCCUUCUCCUUCCAUGUUUGAAGUUCUUAUGUAGGUAUUUCCCCAAAAUACCUAUAUUUAAUAAAUAAAUACCUUUUAGAAAGUAUUGGCUCAAUAUAAUUAAACCAUAUUUUUGCUUUGAAAAAGUACAUCCUCAGAUAUCCUGAUAGUAAGAGAAAACCAUUUAAAGUGUAACACAAUUUUGUAAUGUAACAUGAGUAUAUCCAAGGCCGCACUAGAUAUGCAGGCCGUCCUGCUAAUUGUGUGACGUCACAACUGUAGGCGGUCCCGCUGCCGCUACACACACAGGGGCUUAUAAAGAUUUAUUGCAAAGAAAUAAACCUACCACCACUUCUUUAUUGUUCGAUAUUUACAAUUUUAUCAUAAACGUUUGAAUGGUUGUGGACGAUUUUGUUAGUAUACCACCGCGUUAUGCCUACUGACCACACCGCAUAGCGGGGAAGCGACCGCCUUCAGUUGUGACGUAGCGCCUGAAGUGGUGGGGGAGCAGCACGGCCCCUAUAUCUAAAGGAACCUUGGUAUAUCACAUAAUCUUUUUAUUAUAUAUUAGUUUUUCUUUCGAUUACUUAAAGUAAUAUCCGUUACCUUAUUACGAUUUCUCGUACAAUUUGUUACUCUGUUAUGAUUUUUUCAGUAACCUACAGUUAUUAUGUUAUGUAUGCUAUCAUGUUUGUAACAUAUUUAAUAUAUUGAAAAUAAAAGUGAGAUGUAAGAUAGUAUUUUGACAAAAUCACAGUUGUACCUAAAUAAAUUUUAUCUAGUAAA